This is a messenger RNA of Fukomys damarensis (Damara mole-rat), 2232 nucleotides long. It is a transcript of the gene Fbln7, whose product is annotated as fibulin 7. The record is from RefSeq and is a predicted model, not a curated record. The transcript is spliced from 7 exons. Gene Ontology annotation, molecular function: calcium ion binding. NCBI's taxonomy places the organism in Eukaryota, Metazoa, Chordata, Mammalia, Rodentia, Bathyergidae. The coding region runs from base 159 to 1259 and encodes 366 amino acids.
UGCGCCCGGCGACGCACCGCAGGGGCCCGCGCAGCAGGGAGAGCGCACGGAGUCCUCUCCCUUUCCUGAGCAAGCGGGGAGGCUCCGAUUGGCAAGAUGGUGCCCAGCUCUCCUCGCGCACUUUUCCUCCUGCUUCUGCUCCUCGCCUGCCCGGGGUCAUGGGCUUCCAAGCUUCCUGCCCACCUCUGAAUGCCCCUCCAGAUGGCAGAAAGUUUGGAAGCAAGUACUUAGUGGAUCACGAAGUUCAUUUCACCUGCAACCCUGGCUUCCGGCUGGUUGGGCCCAGCAGCGUUGCAUGUCUGCCCAAUGGCACCUGGACAGCAGAGCAGCCCCGCUGCAGAGAGAUCAGUGAGUGCACCAGCCAGCCUUGUCAACACGGUGGGACGUGUGUAGAAGGGGUCAACCAGUUCAGAUGCCUCUGUCCCCCAGGAAGGACGGGGGUCCGCUGUCAGCAUCAGGCCCAGACCGCUGUCCCCGAGGGUGGCGUGGCUGGCGACCCCGCCUUCAGCCGAGCGCCCCGCUGCGCGCAGGUGGAGCGGACUAAGCACUGCAUCUGCGAGGCCGGAUUCCACCUGAGCGGCUCGGUGGCCGGCGACGGCUUGUGCCAGGAUGUGAACGAGUGUGAGCUGUACGGGCAGGAAGGGCGCCCCCGGCUCUGCAUGCACGCGUGCGUGAACACCCCGGGCUCCUACCGCUGCUCCUGCCCCAGCGGGUACCAGACCCUGGCUGACGGGAAGAGCUGCGAGGAUGUGGAUGAAUGUGCUGGUCCGCAGCACAUGUGCCCCCAGGGGACCAUGUGCAUCAACACUGGGGGUGGCUUCCAGUGUGUCAGCCCCGAGUGCCCCGAGGGCAGCAGCAAUGUGAGUUAUGUGAAGACGUCUCCCUUCCAGUGUGAGCGAAACCCUUGCCCCAUGGACAGCAGACCCUGCCGCAAUAUGCCCAAGACCAUCUCCUUCCAUUACCUCUCUCUGCCCUCCAACCUGAAGACGCCCAUCACGCUCUUCCGCAUGGCCACAGCCUCAGCCCCCAGCCGACCUGGGCCCAACAGCCUUCGGUUUGGGAUCGUGGGUGGGAACAGUCGUGGCCACUUUGUGAUGCAGCGUUCCGACCGACAGACAGGGGAGCUGAUCCUUGUCCAGACCCUGGAGGGACCUCAGACACUGGAGGUGGACGUUGACAUGUCGGAAUACCUGGACCGUUCCUUCCAGGCCAACCAUGUGUCCAAGGUCACCAUCUUUGUGUCCCCGUAUGACUUCUAAGAGUGCCAUGGGAGCACAAGGGUGCAGAGAUCUGGGCUGAUUUCUCUUCCCAAGGUCUCAGCUGAGGACACAGACUGUGACAGACAUCUCUCCCCUCUGCCUGGUCCUUGCCCACCCUACCGCUUGCCCAGGCUUCUAGGGCAGUGUCACACCAUCCCAUGCCAUGGGAGGACACAGAAACUCAAAGUUCCGCCAUCAUGGUUUUUCAGAACACUGUGUGAGUGAGUGGCACUGUGACUUUGAACUAGCUGGGGAGGGAGAACUGGGAAUGUGUACCUGAGAUAAUGGCCAGCCACUCUGCAUUGUUAUAGCCAAGGCUUAUUAUGAAUGAAGUGCUUUUAGCUAUGCUGAAGGUCCAGUCAUGCCUCUGUGUGCUUAUGUAGGAGGCGAUUUCCUCCCAUGCCAAGCAUGUGGUUCUUGUCCAUAUCCUUUUUGUGACACACCUGCCAGCCUUCUGAACAGAGAGCCGUGGGAGGGCCUGUGAGCCACACACAUCCCGCAGAUGCAGGAACUGACACGAAAGCUUGGAUUCUGCCUGAACUACUUUCCUUUGGGGAAACUGUAUCUCAACAACAUAACCUGGUAUUAUAAGUAAAGAAAUAAAGCUGGUCACUCCUCCCUGUCCCUCUGACUUCUCCCUGAGCAGGAGACAGCCCAGUUUCUCUGAGAGGGGUUCACUGCUCUCUUCCUGUCUGGGAUGGACACACCAGAAUAAACGAAUAGGAGAGCACAAAGGUAACGUUUGGGAUUGUGCCACUAGUCUGAAUUUGUCUUGGCCACAUGGGAGAUUGGUAAGGACAUCUGGCUAUGGGAACUUUAGGAAAAUGGUCAAGUUGCUAUUGAUCCCUUGGCCUUCAUCUGAUAAAGAAGCCAGGAGCAGAUGACUGAAAGAGGAAAACUCUGGUAGAGCUGAGAAUAGGGUGGGGUUAGGGACUGUUCUUGUUAAAACAUCACAGCUGGCUUCAUUGUGAGA